This is a messenger RNA of Hippoglossus stenolepis (Pacific halibut), 10748 nucleotides long. RefSeq names its product ATP-dependent RNA helicase DDX3X. Gene Ontology annotation, biological process: gamete generation; cell differentiation. The transcript is spliced from 19 exons. The record is from RefSeq and is a predicted model, not a curated record. Gene Ontology annotation, cellular component: nucleus; P granule. Gene Ontology annotation, molecular function: RNA helicase activity; ATP binding; RNA binding. Lineage: Eukaryota; Metazoa; Chordata; Actinopteri; Pleuronectiformes; Pleuronectidae. The coding region runs from base 295 to 2484 and encodes 729 amino acids.
UGCGCCGCCGUUUCACCCGCGCUACCUUGACAGCCUCUCAUCCCAGAAGCUAGCAGCGCAAAACCGAACAACAGCUGAGUUUGCACGAAGAAUCCCGCAAAUCACCGCAACGUUAAAUUCAACUCCAGCACCGGACACGGACACGCGUGACCGCCGAGAGCCAGAGAAGCAACUGUCAGCCGUGGAAACCGCGGAAACGGCGCAGGGAAGAAACAACAGCGCGUCCAACAACCCCCGGCAAACAAAGAGGUCCCCAUCUUCAACGACAACAUUUUUCCUCCAUAUUCCAUAGUUAUGAGUCAUGUGGCCAUCGAGAAUGCCCACGGCCUGGAGCAGCAGCUUGCUGUCCUCGACUUGAGUGCUGCAGAUGGACAACUUGGAGGCAAUAGCAGUAAGGAGGCAAAAUCAGGAAAUGCCUUCGCCGCUGGUCGACAAGGUGUCUACGCCAUGGCGCCUCCAGCCAACUUCGGUUGGGACGGAGGGCGCAACAACUUUGUUAAUGGCUACCAUGACAACCGCAUGGCCGGGAACACAUUUAAUCGGGGCCCGCCUCGCAUGGAGCGGGGAAGAGGCGGCGGAGGCGGUUACCGUGGUAACAGAGGAGGAGCCUUCAACCCCAUCAUCCCAGCACAGCCAAUGGGAUUUGGUGGCUUCGAAAACAAAGAUGCAGGUGGCUGGAACACAGCCAAGGACGCCUAUAGCAACUUUGGUAACAACCGAGGGAAGUCUGCAUUCUUCAAUGACAGGGGCAACGCUAAUAGAGGGAGGUUCGAGCACGGUGGAUUUGGUGGUGGUGGUGGAGGAGGUGGAGGAAACAGCCGCUGGGUGGAGGAGUCCCUAAAUGAAGGAGAUUGGUCCAAACCAACACCACGUAACGAGCGCCUUGAAAAUGAGCUGUUCGCUGCCAGUAACACAGGCAUUAACUUUGAGAAAUAUGAUGACAUUCCUGUUGAGGCCACAGGGCAGAACUGCCCCCACCACAUUGAGAGCUUCCAAGAUGUGGACAUGGGUGAGAUUAUCAUGAACAACAUCGCUCUGAGUCGCUACACCAGACCGACUCCUGUCCAGAAAUACGCCAUUCCAAUCGUCAAGUCAAAGAGAGAUCUCAUGGCAUGCGCACAGACCGGUUCUGGAAAGACUGCAGCAUUCCUGCUGCCGAUUCUCAGCCAGAUCUACAAUGAGGGACCAGGAGAAACUACGAAUGCAGCUAAAGCCUCUGGACAGGAGAAUGGGAAGUACGGACGUCGUAAGCAGUACCCAAUGUCUCUGGUACUGGCUCCAACCAGAGAGCUGGCUUUGCAGAUAUAUGAUGAAGCCAGGAAGUUUGCCUACAGGUCCAAAGUGCGUCCCUGUGUUGUGUAUGGAGGAGCAGACAUUGGCCAGCAGAUCAGAGACCUGGAGAGAGGCUGCCACCUACUGGUGGCUACACCAGGAAGACUGGUAGACAUGAUGGAGAGGGGCAAGAUCGGACUGGACUACUGCAACUACCUGGUCCUGGAUGAGGCAGAUCGCAUGUUGGACAUGGGAUUCGAACCGCAGAUCAGGCGCAUUGUGGAGCAGGACACCAUGCCACACAAGGGCAUCCGGCAAACCAUGAUGUUCAGUGCUACCUUUCCUAAAGAGAUCCAGAUCCUGGCCAGGGAUUUCCUGGAGGAGUACAUCUUCCUGGCAGUGGGCAGAGUGGGUUCCACCUCAGAGAACAUCACUCAGAAAGUGGUGUGGGUGGAAGAGAGCGAUAAGAGGUCUUUCCUCCUGGACCUGCUCAGUGCUACAGUCAUCCCGAGCGAGGUACAGGACAAUACUGGAGACAACAUAGAGAAACCUGGCAAGGACUCGUUGACUCUGGUUUUUGUGGAGACCAAGAAAGGUGCCGAUGCCUUGGAGGACUUCCUGUAUCGGGAGGGCUACGCCUGCACCAGUAUCCAUGGUGACCGCUCCCAGAGAGACAGAGAAGAGGCCCUGAGCCAGUUCAGAUCAGGAAAAUGCCCCAUUCUGGUUGCCACAGCGGUGGCAGCUCGGGGUCUGGACAUCUCCAACGUGAAGCACGUAAUUAACUUUGAUCUGCCCAGCGACAUAGAGGAGUACGUCCACCGUAUCGGUCGUACAGGAAGAGUCGGAAACCUGGGACUGGCCACAUCGUUCUUCAAUGAUAAGAAUGGGAACAUCACUAAAGACCUGCUGGACAUCCUUGUAGAGGCCAAACAGGAAGUUCCCUCUUGGCUUGAGAGCCUGGCGUAUGAACACCAGCAUAAGAGCACCAACAGAGGACGCUCUAAGAGGUUCGCUGGAGGGUUUGGAGCACGUGAUUAUCGUCAGACGGCCGCUGGAGCAAACGCCGGAGGGUUCGGAGGACGUGGAGGACGCAACCAGGCAGGACAUGGCGCAACCCGAGGCUUUGGAGGAGCUGGAUUUGGAAACUUCUACACCAGUGACGGCUACGGCGGCAGCUACUCGCACUCUCAAGUUGACUGGUGGGGCAACUAGGUUCCUCCUCUCUCCUCCAUCCCUUCUCCUUCACUCAUUCUUCUUUCUUCUUUUCACUCAUCAUCCUCCCUCAUUUCCCCCACACUGUCGUCUGCACUCCGUCUGUCUACAUCCCCUCCAUAAACCCCAAGAAUCCAUGUGCAUGUUAUUGGACUAUUUAUACUCGUUUAUAUAGCCCCCCUUCCAUCUCUAUGCGCUUAAAUCUUUUAAUUCCUCUUCUAUCCAUCUCCACCUUCGUCGUUACAGUUUUCGGUUUGAUUUUUUGAUUUCUUAGUUCCCGAUGACUCUCGCCUCUUACAAUUGGUCACAGUUUAAAAGGAUUCUUCAAUUUUAGCGGGUUUGUUUUUUUUAACACUAGCCACAGGUUUACUUCAAGCUAGCAGCAUCCUUUGUUUUCAGCAAGGACAUUUUAAAGUAUUUUCCCUCUGUGACACGUCUGAAGAGAAAUAACCAGUUAUAAAGUUUUACGUGUUCUUUUAUAUGAUACACACAAGAUUGACAGCGUGUGGACUUCUCCAUAACAGUUGUAGAAGACAGAGGGAUAUUCAUUUAUUUCAGUUUAAGAUUUUAGUUUUGGCUUCAUUAUUUUUGUCUGUAUUCACCCAAAGCCAGCUUCCUGUGUCCCUCCACACGCCAUCUUUGUAUGUAACGCAUGGCCAUGUUGUAAAUCACCGGCCAGGAACUUUUCUAAAACAUAGCGCAGAGAAAGGUGAGGCUGAGGUGUACUUCACUUACAUCACAGAUUCUUAAAAAGGGGUAAAGAAACCGCAAAAAUUUGUUUUUUGUCACCUUUUUAAAACAUUCGUUUCGAGAAUAAUGAGACUGAGGAGACGAGGAGCUGGGACGCUUCCAGUGGUUGUUAAUAUCACAAUGACAAAUAGCAUUUCUUUGUUUAAAGCAAAACAUAAUGGAGAAUCAUUUGUUUCUGUACUGUGCCUUUCAGCAGUUGAACUUUUGUCCCUUAUUUCCAUUGUUUUUAUUGCCAUUAUGCGUUACUGGCCACAAGUAUCGGCCAACUGUGACUGAAAAAAAAAGUGUAUUCAAUGUCAUGUAUGGGUUCAGUCAUGUUUUCUUUAUUUCUAUUUGGAAGGAAACAAACUAGGCUUGAACUAAAUCAAACCUUGGCAAAAAAAAAAAAACUAAAUAAAAACUGUGGUGAGGAACCUCAACACUGUUCCUUAUCUGUCUAUUGAAGUUCAAAUUCAUCUGGAGGUCUCUGAUGAGCUGAUUCCCAACUGCGUAUCACCACUGUCGCCACAUUUCUGUACUUUUUAAACACCCUCAUCCAGAGCCACUAAAAUGGAUUAAACAAAACAUUAAAUUUGGCUUUAUUAGGUAAUAAAUAGAGACAACAGCAGUGGUUUUAUGCCUUUGGGAAACAAAGUCUGACUCAUUGACCUGUAUGUCACAUCUAUAGCUCUGGUUUGAGCUCGAGUUUGAGUUUCUCAAAAUAAUGUCACUAAUUGUUGGGUCACUUAAUGCUCAACAGGGAGUCACUGAGAGAGAGUUAGGUUGUGCUGUGCAGCAGAUGCUUCGAUCUCGCAGUCUUUACCUUCAAAUAUGUGGUUCUAAAAAAAUGUUAUAUUAGAUCUGUCCUGUUGCAGUUCAAGUUUUUAGCAUCGACAAUCUUUUGGCGAUGAAAAAGCAAAACAAAUCUUCCAAGAUUUGAGUCUCUUGCACCACAUCCUACAGUGAUGCCAAAGCAGCGCUGCAACAAUUUGACUUAAAACCACAAUAUGGCUGCUGCUGCUGAAAACAACAGUUACAAAACUUCAUCAGUGACUCUGGAUGUUCAUCUUAGUGCCACCAUGCUCUUGGGAAACUGGCUCCGCUUCCACCACAAACAUUGAAAAACCCUUGUUUGCCAAAAAGCUUCUUUCAAGGGGAAACACAACUAAAAAAACGGCUAUAAUAGUUAAAAAAAAAUUCUUGCUCACUCUAUCCUGGAGAGUUACAUGAAGAGUCUUCUCUAAAAUAAGUAAUUCCAGUUUAUUUGUUAGGUCUUACAGAUCUGUUGAGGUCGGGUAUAAAAGUAGAGAAUCUGUAGCCUAAUCUGUUUCACAGCAGGGAGAUGCUGGGGCUUCUGGGAGAUAUAACCACACGUCUGUAGCACAUUUUAGUCAUUGUGUCGUCAUGUCUUACUGUGCUGUAUUCCACCCAUGUCUACUCGGCUUUAGAUUGCAGGUGCUUCCCUUAUUAUUCUUUGAGUUUUUCUAAUGAAGUCAAAUUAUUCACUGCAAUGUUUCAAAGAUAUCAGCAGACAAACACAGCCCCAAAAUUUCCGACACACAUCGGAGUCAAAUUAUGUUCUUCAUAACCAACCGCUGCACCCGUCACUUUCUAUGUAAGCUGCACACCAGCAGCAUGUUGGCAUUAGCCGUCGCUGAGUGAUGUUAUUUUACCUGCAUCAAAGUGCAACUGUUCAUUCCAGCUACCGCGACGUAACUGCUGCUUCCUUCCUGUGCGUCUGUUAUUGUGAAAUGAUGCAACACUGCUGGUGUGUGCUACACUUUGACAAAUCUCUGAGCCACUCAGCUAUUGUCUAAGGAUGAAUUAUCUGAUUAUUGGGGCUUCUGGUGUAGACGGCGGAUAUCCGGGCCAAGACUCAGACUUCCGUUCGCUGUAUGCUGUUGACAGUCCGAUUAGUUUCUUUGUAUCACACAACAUACAAAGUGCGAUGUGUAGAUGUAUGUCCAGACAAAAUUUUUGGCUAAUCUCUAUUAACAGCUAUCGGCAUCUGAGUGCAAAUACAUUUACAGAACGAUAGUUGAUGCAUUUCGUAGCUCUCCACACAUACUGUUUACAUGCGAGCAACUAAAACCUGCUCCCUCUCCUACAGAUUCUGCAUAUUCACAUGCAGAGUCUGUUUAUAGAGAUUACGCUUUGGCCAGCGCUGUCCCACGUUGUUCCAAAGAAUCCUUGCGUCUGCAUAGCACAGUAAGAUAUAGGACGGAUAAAGUGUGCUAAUCGACAAGUGGCAUAAAAGAACUGAAGAUUUAAGAACCUUGAUAUAAUCUAUGCUUAAUACCUGGUUAGCCCCACUUUGCUCUGCCAUGGAACCAGGCUACAAGUAGCAGUUGACCUGCACCCAUGAUGUCCGUGUUGGGUCCCAGUUUGAACAUAUAAGAGAACCUCCACUGUCAUUUGAAUGAUUCAGUGGUAGAAGCCCAAUCCCCCACUGUGUCUUAUCAGCAGCAGAAUACGCCAAAAUGCACUGUUGCUGCCUGGUGGGGAAAUUUAUUAUUUCUUAUCAGGGUAUUAAUUUGUUUUGUUUACAUCGAUAAUUUUAGUGAAAUAAAGAAAAUCUAGGUUGUGUAUAUAGUUAGGCUCUUUAAAAUAGAAAGAAGAAUCUCCACUGAAAAAGAAUGUGAAUUAAAAGUGAAACAACACUUGAUGUGUAGAAGAUUAUCUUUGAUCACUCGACAUUGGACCAUGCAGUGUCUGACAAACUGAGCUCAGUGGGCAAUUUGAACCAGCUCAGCAGAUUUAUUCUUUACAGUUUUGUACACACACAAUCAGAUUCCCUCAAAUUGCCCACUGGCUUUGACACAUGACAAGGCUGGAUCAAGGCAACAAAACAUGCAAGUGUUGUUGUUUUUUGGUCAAGGAGUUAAAAAUGCCAAACCAAUGAUUAUAAUUCUACAGCAGGCUUUAGUUAUUAUUUUUUUCCCGUCGUCUAUUUUUAUUUAUUUUUUUACACUUCUUGUCAUGCUCGGGUCAGUCGUUGACUCCGUGUCCCUCGAGUACAAGUUGAUAAGGAGGUUCAGCGAAGUAGUUGGCGCGAUUCGAGAAGAGUUUGAGGCUGAGUUGAUGCCAGAGGACUGAGCAGACAGCGGAUCACAUGCAAAAUCUCAUUUGUGUAGAUUUUCCAAAAAGCUUCUAUUUGUAGCAGGAGAGGCAGUUGUGGCAAUCGAGUAAAGACGCAACACGCUCGACCACGUCGACCUUCUGAAUGAGCCGAAAACUGAAAAUGAGUUGGCGUUUUUUUUCUUUCAGUUGCUGUUUAAAUGUGGUUCAACUGUUACUGUAGCGCAUCGUUCUCUCUGUUGUUCUAAUAUCGGCUAAACUACAAUGAAGCGCUGGUUAAAUCGGCGUUGACCAGAACUGUGUUCGAGGUGUCCCAAAAAAUUAUUUCAGCACCUGAUAAACGAUUCUAAACACUUCUCCUGCAGCAAUGGUGGAUAGUCUCCGUCUUAGAUUUCUUACAGCAACUGUUAAAUGAAGGAAGAAGCAGCAGCAGCAGGGAGACCGAAAUUAGUGACUGGACCAUAUGUUGAAGAUAGUAUUGCAGAUGACAAUCACUAAUGAAGGAUUUGCUUAGUUUAGAAUUCACUUUACACGUGGACAGAUCUCUUUUUAAGUUGCACUUUUUCUUGGACACCGGGAAACGUAGAGACUGAAGCUCCUUACACAGUUGAUGAUACACAAUCUUAAUUGUGUUACGUUUCCCAUAAGCGUCUCAAAAUCCCCUCAUUGUUGAUGUUUUUGAGGGGUUUUUUUUGGAGUAGGAACAUUUGGACGCUUUCAGGCACUUGUUACAUAUCAGUGUCUACCUUUAACUAUUGACUGAAUACGACGAGUUUAGCACUUGCAAACUGACACUGUUACAUAGUCCCUGUUUCGAGGGGGAAAUUGUCAGCAUUUGUUACUUGAAUCCGUGGCUUUUUAUGCAGCUGGUGUAGUUCAAUAAAAAUUCCAAGUGUUUAAAAUACCUUCAAGAAGGAAAUGGUGUCAGAGUUAAAAGUUGGAGAAAGAAUCUGGUUCCGUGUAGACAUUGCCGUGCCUUCUAACAGCCACUAGGGGGCAGAUAGGCUAACCGUGGAAUAAUGGCGUGAUUACAGGCUGCAGGGGAGUGACUGGGCAUUUCACAUGCGGUGAUACCGAUGCUAGGACUUUAUGAUUUAAGGCAGGGUCUGAGCAUGUUGUUGACUGCUGGUAGUGUAGAUAGGAAUUUUUAACUUUGGCGAUUUACAGCAGGGAAUUGUGGGAACUUGAGUUUACCUCACUCUUCAUCUUGUGUACAGAGCAAUCUGGUCACGUCGUAGUGUUCGGAGCACGCACAUAAAUAUGCAAUGUAUCCAGUUCUUUUUUUUCUAGGAAGACGGACUAUAAUCGAUCAGCUGUAGUUACUUUUGAACUGAGUUGGAGCAACACUUAAACUACCACUGUGCCCCAAACCCCACCACCCAUUUCGUCAAAACACCCCUCCCCACCCCAGCGAGGCUCUGGGCCUCUAAAGGAAGUGCAAUAGAGAUACAGCUACUCGUGGUUUGCUUUCACUUUGCCGUCUCCAGGAUUUGUUUCCGUCUGUGCUCCGUUUGGAUUCAAAGCACAAACUGGCACAAGUGGAAUCGGCUCAAAUUCUGACGCGAUGUGCACGGUGCCUUGAAAAGACUGGAGCAAGUGGGUUAGGGCUGGGUACUUUGACACAGUAGUGACCUCACCGUGCAUGGAAGUCACCCCAGGUUGGCAAAAUUCACAAGUGCUGAGCAUUAACGGGGUUUAAUCACAAUUAAAACAUAUACAUUAUACAUUGUUUCCAACAGAUUUAGAAAACUUUCAGAAAGGUGAGUAAAGGCCAAGAGAAAUAUAAUUUAGUUGCCGUGUUGUGUUCCAUUUUGGAUUCCUCUCACUUCUGCUGUUUGCUUUUUAGCCACAGAAGUAGCAGAGCUCAAUGGAUGGAAGUUAGUUCAUCCAUCACUGUCUUCCAGACAGAUUUUUUCUUUUUUGCUAAUGAAUCCUAAUGAUCCCUGUAUCAGUUUUGUUAAUUCGAGGCAAGACGUGCUCAGUUUUUUCCCUCUGAAAGAAAACUUAGUAUUUUUUUAAAUCCAGCACUUUAUUUUAUGGUUUUUGAAUAUUUUUCAAAACCUUUUUUGAUGCCUUAAAUUCAAAGCUGAUACCCAGCCCUAAUGGAGCAGAUCGGGAAGUUGGAUACACUUGUAUACAGCAUUAUCACGGCAACAGAUACACUGACACUGUCACCAUGGCACGAUGCGUCGCUGCGGUAACUUAACUUGCCAGCAGGAGUAUUUUGAUGGUCAGUGACCAAUUACUGGUGCUAUGUCCCAUUGCUGCGGCCUGCAGGCCCCUCUGUUGUAGAAUAACUUCAAACCCCCGAUAGGUUUUACAAAAUAUACUUUAGUUCGUUACUUUAGUCCUCUGUAGCACACGUCCUUCAAAACCUCCGAGGGGUAUGUAUGCGUGAGUGAGUGUGAAGUAGAAGGAGAGGUUUCUCAACAAUAAAGUGUGUGUGUGUGUGUGUGUGUGUGCAUGCAUGUGCAUGAGUGUGUGCAUGUGCAUGAGUGUGUGUGUGUGAGUGUGUCGUAUGGAAAGGUUCUUCCACAUAUGAAACAGUUGUUUUCGUUUUUCUUUUGGUUUUUUUCGGGACCAGGUGGAGUUCUAGUUAACAGCAACCGUGGGAUUCAGCUGUUCGCGCGCAGUUCUCGAGUCUACUUUCGCUGCUAGUUUGUGUAAUUUAUCAAGCAUUUCUGAGAAAUAUUUAUUUUUAUAAGCCUAAUACAAAAGUUGAUAUUUUACAAAGUGACUUGACCAAAAGACAGUAAACAAAAACACUGGCACUUGAAUGUUGAAUGUCAUUGGUAUGAGUGAAAAUUUCUAUUUUUCUGGGGUAGUGUGAGCUUUUUAAUGUUAAAGAUGCAACGUGCAGGGAUUUCUCUUUGGAUAUGUCACUGUUACAAGCUUUCUUAUACAAAUCCAAGUCCAAAAGCAACAAUACUGUCACUGGUGCCAAAAGGCUAAACUUCCCAAUAAAAGAGUUCUCUAAAACAGGCCGAUACAAAGGUUUUUACACCAUGUGCACAUCUUUCUUUCUUUUAUUUAUUUUUACAUAGUCCCUACAGCCCAACAUUCACCUUAUAAAACCACAUUUAAAUUUGCAAGAUCUAUAUUUUUAUUUGUAUUUCAACCAAAUUGCACACACUCAUAAAUAUCUCCUAAAUAUGGCAGAUUUUUUUUGUCAUCAAGAUGCAUAAAUUGUUUUGAUUUGAGAAAAUGCGUCGGUGAACUCUUCCUCUCCUUUCCCCUGUACAAUAUGUGAAGAUGUGCACGUGGUGUCUCACGAGCUGAAGCACUGGCCCUUAUUGUGACAGUGAUGUAUCAAGAGAAACGUCCUACACGAGUUACCUUUAAAGUCACAUUGGACUCAGUAUCAGAUCCAUAAAACCUGUUUGUGCGACAGGUUCCAUUGCCAAUAAUGAUAAUCAUCCAUAAACAGCCAUUUUUUAAUUGGCAAACAAAAUUUGAGACAAUACCACCAUGUAUGCCAAGGUUUGGAUAAAAAAUAAAAUAAAAUGAAACAUUACGAUCAAAGACCAUUUUGUAAAAAAAAUGUAAUUUAAAAAAAACAUUCAGUACAAAAAACAAGUGUCCAGAUUCUCUCCAAGUCGGUUGUUUUUUUUCUUUUCAUUUGAGUCUUUACACUUUUCCUUCCCGUUUAAAAAAAACCCUUUGUGGUGAAUGUCUGGCAAGUGGCGACCUUCAAAGUCUUCAUAACACAGAAUUAACUGUGGUUCUAUUGCUAUGUUGUUGUGAUUUGCAUAUUUUCAGGCGUCAGUGUGUGAACUCUGUCACUGGGGAGAUUCUGGCCAAUCAGAAAUGAGGAUCCACUCUGCGGUCCUUUUUCUUUUUUUUUCUUUUGCAACAGGCGGCUGAUCCGUCGUGCAUGAGAAUCUUACCGUAGCUUGUAUUUCUACUGAAGGUCCACUUAGCAGAGACACUCUGUAGUUUCCAUGACUGCAGCAACAACGGACCAGAAUGCAUUGCAGCCAAAGUGAAGCUGUGAUCACGGACAGAUCAACCGCUGGUGAAUAAUCACAUUUUAUAGCGUUUUCUGUGCACAAACUCAGAUAUUUGCGUGAGUAAGGUUAUGGCUCUUCUGCCGUUAUGACAAACGGCACUCUGGGAAACCCGGUACACACGAACACUAUGCGGCUUUAUUUCAUUUUCAGUUUGAUUAUCUUUAGAAAGUGAUCCGACAUUUAAUAAAGGAAAGUGUGUAGACUUAUUUAGGAAUGGUUUCCGCUUAGACACUGAAAUGAAAUGGAGCCUGGUGUUGUGGCCAUUACUGACUGGCCAGAAGCCCCCUCCCCAGUGUGAACACGCAGCAGCACCGGCCUGGUAGUUAGCAUUUGCUUUAUGUAUUAGUUUUAGCAGUUGUGCACGAAGAGGAGCACUGCACGAAGAAAAGAAAACUGUGCAUCUGUUCUGAUUUUACCACAAAUAAAGGUUUGGAUUUGCAAAUGUUA